Messenger RNA from Candoia aspera, 2444 nucleotides. RefSeq names its product polypeptide N-acetylgalactosaminyltransferase 17 (gene GALNT17). The transcript is spliced from 11 exons. Gene Ontology annotation, cellular component: Golgi apparatus. The coding region runs from base 505 to 2301 and encodes 598 amino acids. NCBI's taxonomy places the organism in Eukaryota, Metazoa, Chordata, Lepidosauria, Squamata, Candoiidae. Gene Ontology annotation, molecular function: polypeptide N-acetylgalactosaminyltransferase activity. Gene Ontology annotation, biological process: protein O-linked glycosylation. The record is from RefSeq and is a predicted model, not a curated record.
CAGUGGUGAAUCAUUUCCAACACCUCCCCCCCUCCCUCAGAAGCGAGGGGCUUGGUUUUCCCAAAAACCAGUAGCGUCCAAGGGGGUCUGGAGGAGGCUGGCACAGAGAGAGAAGAGCUUUCUGGGACUGGUUCCCUGUCCCUGCAAAGGGUGCUCUGUAUUUGACUUCCUCUCACCACUAAAUCUUCUAGAGAGCCAGGACUUUCCUGCUUUCCAGCAUUGCAAGCCUUUGUCUCUGGUGUGAGACCUCCAAUUUAGUCUGCUUUUCCAAUUCUCUGCCACCUGCAAACACUUGUUGCUUUAAAUAACCCAGCUGUGCAAACUGAGGGAGAUUUGCCAAGGAUGCAAGAGUGGGGAAGGUGUCCUCACCACCGGCCUCUUCCUCCUCUUCCUGAGCCAGCUCCACCACAGGUUAUCUUCCUCCAAGUAUCUCUGCCCCUCUUCUGGUAAUUGUCAAAGCAACAGCAGCUUGAGUUGCAUGUGUCCCACAUUGGGAAGUUCUUGAUGGCUUCUCUAAGGAGAGUGAAAGUCUUGCUGAUCUUAAACUUGAUUGCAGUGGCUGGCUUUGUCCUCUUCUUGGCCAAGUGCAGGCCCAUUGCGGUGAAGAACGGUGAUGCUUUCCAUGAAAUCCAUCCCAGGGCAGAAGUGGCCAACCUGACAGCCCACCCAGCCAACCCCAUUCAGGAUGCAGUUCUGAAACGGCUGUCACUUCUUGAGGACAUUGUCUACCGGCAACUAAAUGGUCUGUCAAAGUCCUUGGGGCUUAUUGAAGGCUACGGUGGUCGUGGGAAAAGUGGCUUGCCUGCCACUCUUUCUCCAGAGGAGGAAGAGAAAGCCAAAGGACCCCAUGAGAAAUAUGGCUACAAUUCCUAUCUCAGUGAGAAAAUAUCACUGGACCGCACCAUACCAGAUUAUCGUCCAACUAAGUGUAAACAGCUUAAAUACGCAAAGGAACUCCCACAGCUUUCUAUUAUUUUUAUCUUUGUCAACGAGGCACUUUCAGUCAUCCUCCGUUCGGUGCACAGCGCUGUAAACCACACUCCAGCUCACCUCUUGAAGGAGAUCAUCCUUGUAGAUGACAACAGUGAUGAAGAAGAACUGAAGGCACCAUUGGAAGAAUAUGUCAACAAGCGAUAUCCAGGCCUGGUGAAGGUAAUCCGCAACCAGAAAAGAGAGGGCCUGAUCCGAGCUCGCAUUGAAGGCUGGAAAGUGGCAUCAGGGCAGAUCACAGGCUUCUUUGAUGCUCACGUGGAGUUCACCGCAGGCUGGGCAGAGCCAGUUCUCUCAAGAAUCCAGGAGAACCGGAAAAGGGUCAUCCUCCCGUCAAUUGACAAUAUCAAGCAGGAUACCUUUGAGGUCCAACGCUAUGAAAAUUCAGCCCAUGGAUACAGCUGGGAGCUGUGGUGCAUGUACAUUAGCCCACCAAAGGAUUGGUGGGAUGCAGGAGACCCUUCCUUACCUAUCAGGACACCAGCUAUGAUCGGAUGUUCUUUUGUGGUGAACCGGAAGUUCUUUGGGGAAAUCGGUCUUCUCGAUCCAGGGAUGGAUGUUUAUGGUGGAGAGAACAUAGAGCUUGGAAUCAAGGUAUGGCUCUGUGGCGGCAGCAUGGAAGUCCUCCCCUGCUCUCGAGUGGCCCAUAUUGAACGCAAGAAAAAGCCAUACAACAAUAACAUUGGCUUCUACACUAAAAGGAAUGCACUGCGGGUAGCUGAGGUGUGGAUGGAUGACUACAAGUCUCAUGUAUACAUCGCAUGGAACCUGCCAUUGGAGAACCCAGGAAUUGAUAUUGGGGAUGUUUCAGAGAGAAAGGCACUAAGAAAAAGUUUGAAAUGUAAGAGUUUCCAAUGGUACCUGGACCACGUCUACCCAGAAAUGAGAAGAUACAAUAACACCAUUGCCUAUGGAGAGCUGCGGAACAACAAGGUAAAAGACGUCUGCCUCGAUCAAGGGCCACAGGAAAACCACACAGCGAUCCUCUACCCAUGCCACGGCUGGGGGCCACAGCUUGCUCGCUACACCAAAGAAGGGUUUCUUCAUUUAGGAGCACUUGGAACCACAAUACUACUCCCAGAUACUCGCUGCCUGGUGGAUAACAUGAAGAGUAAACUCCCUCAACUGCUUGAUUGCGAGAAAGUCAAGAGCAGUCUCCAUAAGCGUUGGAACUUUAUACAGCAUGGUGCAAUCCUAAACAAAGGGACAGGGCGCUGCUUGGAAGUUGAAAAUAAAGGCAUGUCAGGUAUGGAUCUUAUCCUCCGCAGCUGCACAGGACAAAGGUGGACAAUUAAACAUUUUAUCAAGUAGAAAACCUCUUAUCCAUUGUUCAAGAAUUGUUCAGACUGAGUUCUCACAAGAGGAGACAUUUUUAUCAAAUCUUCCACUCUAGUUCACAAGAUCAGGGAAGACUCUUAAGGGAAGUUGUUUUUUUUUUGGUACAUUUUAUUUAU